AUGGUGCUCAGUCAGAAAAUGCAGGAGUGCCCACUCUGGUUCUGGGACGAGUUUCUGCCCCAUGUUAAGGAGUUUAAGUUGAACUCUGUUGACGUCAAGUACCAGAUCUGGAAGCUGGGGGUUGUGUUCACAGACAAUGUAAGUAAUCAGAAUCAAUUUGACCUCUGUUACCCCUAUACCCCCUUCCUGUGUAUCUCUCUCUGUUCCCAGUGUUACAUGUUCCACAUGUAUGUGGGAGUGCGAGCAAGUGGAGGAAUUGGUGACCUGAUUGAGGAUCCAGCUGGUGAUGAGUAUGAGAUCUACCGGAUCAUCUUCGACAUCACUUUCUUCUUCUUUGUCAUUGUAAUCCUCCUGGCUAUCAUCCAGGGGUUAAUCAUUGAUGCCUUUGGAGAUCUGAGGGAUCAGCAGGAACAAGUGAAAGAAGACAUGGAGACCAAAUGUUUUAUCUGUGGAAUAGGUAAUGACUACUUUGACACCGUGCCACACGGCUUUGAAACGCACACUCUACAGGAGCACAACUUAGCCAACUACCUAUUCUUUCUGAUGUAUCUCAUCAACAAAGAUGAAACAGAGCACACAGGCCAGGAGUCUUACGUAUGGAAAAUGUACCAGGAACGUUGUUGGGAGUUUUUCCCCGCUGGUGACUGUUUCCGGAAACAGUAUGAGGAUCAGCUCAACUGAGUCAACCUUGGAGUGACAGACUCUUAACUCUGAAAGGCCGACUGCAGCCAUCUGGCCUCUGCUUGUCCCUCAAACGUUUAUUACUUUUCUGAGGAGGCUGUACCAAAUGAUGGGUUCCUCUCUAUGCGUCAUCUCUCCUCAAGUGGCCAGGCUCUUCAACGGGAUGCACCCUGCCAUUGUCAUCCAGACAGUCAGCUCCACCCCCGACCUUUAGCACACUCUGCUUUUGAGACCUUGUACAUAGAAAACUUCAGAAAAUAUGAUGUACAAUACAUGACAGGUAGCAGGUCUAGAAUUUUUUCACUCUGAUGACUUCCUUGCUUCCUCUUAUUCUAUAUUCAAAGUAACUUGCAAAAAAUACAAAGGAUUAAUGGAUUGAGGGUAAAAGAAGAAACCUAAAGAAUGUUUUACUUUUAAUAUGACCAUGUCUACGCCCUUUCAUGUUUAUAAUGCACGAUUCAUAUAGGUACAGGUGGUGGAUACAAUAAUCAAACAAGUUGACGACUUAUUCUGGCAAGAAGAACUCUGCAGCAAAUCUACACUUCAAUAAGCUUAAAGACGUGCUGACCUGAAUACGAUGGACAACGAAAAUCGAACACAGCACCAAAGUGGAGACUUCAGAACAAUCAGAAAGCUGAAUGAAGCCCCUGUGCAAAGAGGAACAUUUUCACAAACAGAGCUGCUGUGUUGAGUUGAAUUACAGUUUGGUCCAAGAGUUUGAACAAUGACACAUGUUCUUCUCACUUUACUUACUUAUACCACCAUCACAGUGGAUCUCAAGUCAAACAAUGUAGAUCACUAAAUACUUGAUUUGCCUUCAGCUACUGCUUGUUUGUGUUCUUCAGCCUUCACUUUUUUGUUCGGUAAAUGAAAAUGCUCCUUCGGGUUGAGAUCAAGUGAGAGACUUGGUCAUUGAAGAAUAUCACAUUUCUUUGGCUUUAGAAAACCUUGAGGAUAAACAUAUUUUCAAAAGCUAGCCACGUAGUAAACACCCUUUAUCAUUGUCAAUUUAUCAUUGUCAGUAAAAUCAAAUAAAGUGCACACCACUGGUUACACUCAAGAAGAGGAAGGCAAGAAUACAUUUUGACAGAAAACAUCGUCCAUCCCGGUUCUGUAUUAAGUUCUUUAAACAGAUGAAACCUAGGCUGACUUGUACCAGAAUGAUGGGAAGAGAAAAGUAUGGAGAACAAAAGGAACGGCUCAUGAUCCAAAACACACCAUCCAUCAAAUGUGAUACAGUGCACUGGCAUGUGGGGCUGCCAGUGGAACUGGGUAGAAACAGCAGAAUUAAUUGUGAAGUGUACAGGGCUGUACUCUGCUCAAAUUCAGCCAAAUACUGCAAAACUGGUUGGAAAGCAUUUGUCAGAGCAAAUUGAUAAUGACCUCACCACAAAAGAAACUGUCACGGGGUGCCGAGGCAGGCCGUGUGUAAAUAUAAAUGGACCCAAGAUGCAGACUGCUUAAGUGGUGAGCGAGCUUUAUUAACCAAAGAGUGACACAAACGGAGAUAAGGUGGACAAAAAACCAAAACCUAAGAGUAAACUAAACUGGGAAAAGCUAAGCAAAAACAAACCUGAAACAUGAAACGGAGAUGCAGGGAGAACACAGGAGAACAUGGAGGGUAACAACGCAGACGAACCAGCAACUAACAGAGGCAGACACGAGGUUAAAAUACACAGAAGGAUAACGAGGGAAUGAGACACAAAAGGAGGGCACAGCUGGAAGUAAUCAGACCUGACGAGACAGGGGAAAAGUAAACUGAACACACUGAAAACAGACACGGACCUUCAAAGUAAAACAGGAAACACAUACACGUAAUGACAUAACACACCAACUUAACACAGACUGGGGGACACAGAACAUAGGAACAUGAACCAUGAAACAGAAGAGUACAAACACCCAAGAUAACCAAAACCACAGAAUAAUAAUAAACUAAAACAUAAACACGGAGUCACGGACUCCGGAUCAUGACAGAAACCCAAGAAUUUCUCAAUAUUCAAGAGAUAUUCUUCAACGGCCAAGUCAGUCCCCUGAUCUUAACCCAGCAGUUUUAUUUAUAUGUAUUUUAUUUAUUAAAUUAAAAACAUAAUGGUGAAAGACUCACACAUGUGCAGUAACUGAAGGCAGCGGAAGUAAUGGACUAUGGUGGAUCUCAAGGGAAGAAACAUUUGGUGAUGUCUGUUGGGUUCUAGACUUCAGGCAGUUACUGACCGAAAUUACUGAUGGAUUUAUGGACCUAAGUAUAAAAAUAGUUUUUUGUUAAACUCCUGGAAUUAAAGGUAAACGUCUAGACAGUUUGGUCAUGUGAUUAAAAAUCCACUGUGGGGUUGUAAGAGGCCAAAUUGAAAAAACAAAAGAAUAACAUUCUGUCAUUGGGCACUGGAGCAGACUGUAAGUUUACUGUUGAUCAUGCUGUGUCCACACACUGUACCAUGCAGCACUGUGUGUGAAGGGACCCUUAAUUAUAUGCUCAUGGCUUACCACAUGUUCAUCAAGUUCAUGUUGCUCCACAUAAAAAAGUCAAAGCAUGGACAAUUCAUAAUCCUCAACCAGCUUUCUGAUAUGCCUAAAUAAAUACAUAGCUUAUAAAAUGAUUGAAUCCA
Oreochromis niloticus (Nile tilapia) is the source of this 3284-nucleotide messenger RNA. RefSeq names its product ryanodine receptor 2. NCBI's taxonomy places the organism in Eukaryota, Metazoa, Chordata, Actinopteri, Cichliformes, Cichlidae. Gene Ontology annotation, molecular function: ryanodine-sensitive calcium-release channel activity. Gene Ontology annotation, biological process: striated muscle contraction; release of sequestered calcium ion into cytosol by sarcoplasmic reticulum. The transcript has 7 exons. Gene Ontology annotation, cellular component: calcium channel complex; smooth endoplasmic reticulum; Z disc. The coding region runs from base 1 to 681 and encodes 226 amino acids. The record is from RefSeq and is a predicted model, not a curated record.